GCGGUGACGUCACGGCCACGCCGGGUGGGCCGAUGCGGCGGCGGCGGCGCCGGGAGCAGCGGGAACGGCCCCGAGAACACCGGGAACAGCGGGAAUAGCGGCACCGGGAACAGCGGGAACGGCACCAUGGAGUACGUGAGCCCCGAGCAGCUCGCCGGCUUCAGCAAGUACAAGUACAGCGCCGUGGACAGCAACCCCCUGUCCCUGUAUGUCAUGCAUCCCUUCUGGAACGCCGUUGUGAAGAUCUUCCCUACCUGGCUGGCCCCAAAUUUGAUAACGUUUUCUGGCUUCCUGCUGCUUGUCUUCAACUUCUUCCUCAUGGCAUACUUCGACCCUGACUUUUAUGCUUCUGCUCCUGAUCACCAGCAUGUUCCAAAUGGCGUGUGGAUUGUGGUGGGACUCCUCAACUUCAUGGCCUACACAUUAGACGGCGUUGAUGGGAAGCAGGCACGCAGGACCAACUCCAGCACCCCCCUGGGAGAGCUCUUUGACCACGGCCUGGACAGCUGGGCCUGCGUGUACUUCGUGGUCACCGUGUACUCCACCUUCGGCCGGGGUUCCACCGGCGUCAGCGUCUUCGUCCUCUACCUCCUGCUCUGGGUGGUCUUGUUUUCCUUCAUCCUCUCCCACUGGGAGAAGUAUAACACAGGGAUUCUCUUCCUGCCCUGGGGAUAUGACGUCAGCCAGGUGACCAUUUCAAUUGUCUACAUAGUGACAGCCUUUGUGGGAGUUGAGGCCUGGUAUGCACCUUUCCUGUUUAAUUUCUUAUAUAGAGACCUAUUCACUGCAAUGAUUAUUGUCUGUGCCCUCACUGUGACCCUGCCCAUGAGCCUGUACAACUUCUACAAGGCCUAUAAAAAUAACACCUUGAAGCACCACUCUGUGUACGAAAUCCUGCUGCCCCUCGUGUCCCCGGUGUUGCUGUUCCUGCUCUGCACCACCUGGAUCUUCCUGUCCCCCACUGACAUCCUGGAGGUCCAGCCCAGGCUCUUCUAUUUCAUGGUUGGAACAGCCUUCGCCAACAUCUCUUGCCAGCUGAUUGUGUGCCAGAUGAGCAGCACUCGGUGCCAGCCCCUCAACUGGAUGCUGCUCCCCAUCGCGGCCGUGCUGCUGCUGGUGGUGUCUGGGCUGGCUCCUGGCAGUGAAACGCUCCUGCUGUACCUGCUGACUGCCUUCCUCACCCUGGCACACAUCCACUACGGAGUGGUCGUGGUGAGCCAGCUGAGCAGGCACUUCAACAUCCGGCCCUUCUCCCUACGGAAACCCACUCCGGACUGACUGGGAGCAGAGGAGGAGAAAAUCGGCCUGCGGGCUGCAGAAGGACUGUAAAUACCUGCUGCAAAUACCUGUAAAUACUUCAGCCAUCACCACAGAUCAAACUAUCCUCUGGACAGGGCCAAGGACACGCGGGAUCCGCUGCAGCCGGGGCGGGGCUGGGCCGGGGCGGCUCCUGCUGCUCUUCCAUCCCUGCAAGCUUCGGGUUUUGGGUGGAGCUGGAGGAGGAGGAGCCUUUCAGGUCGCUGUUACUGUACCUUAGACCAGCUGAAUGUUCCCAGAGAAGCCUCUGACUCCGGCCCUUGCUCAGGGAAAGCUGCUUGGGGAUGCAAAUGCUUUACCUGAGCAAAGCACCUUGGCCUAACACCAAAACCAACACAGCUGAUUGCUCCAAGGGCAGGGGGACAUCCUGGGGUGGUUCCUGGCUGUCCCCAGUCCUGCUGUCUGGACAGCCCCUGAGCUGGGCUGGUACUUUGGGAGCAGAUGGUGACAGUUCUCCCACAUUCUGUCCUGCCUUCCUGCUUUUGGGCAAAUACUCACUAGCACCUUUGUUGUCUUUUUUUUUUUUUUUUUUUUUUUUUUUUUUUUUUUUUUUUUUUUAAUUUUUUUUUCCUCUAAAGAGCGGGGAAAAAAAGACACUCAAAACUUGUAGUUCAAUCCUAACUGGGGGGCUUGGAAAAUCAGGGCUCAAUUUCCUGAGGGAAUGGGAAUGUGGCUUCUGUAGGUUGGUGGUACCUGGGGCCACAUCUCAACAUGUUCCUGUGUGUCCAUGUGUGUUCCCAGUUUGGGCAUGGGGUCUAGGCUAUGGAAGGUGGCUGAGACUACAGAGCCAAGCUCUUCCCAUUCCUACCAGCAUGGAUUUGCUCUUAUGGCUCCAUGGGUCCCUUCCUGCUGCCUGACCCCUCUUCCACAGCCAGGAACAGCCUGGCCCUUCCCAACUGCAAUUGCACCGCUGGGAGAAGCACCUGAAGCCCUGUGUUGGUCCUGUUGCACCUUCAGGAUGCUCCCAGGAGUGGGAACAUUUCCAGAUCUCCCUCUCUUUGUCCCCAGCACCCGCGUGUCUCAUCUCUUUGUUUACUGUCCACUUGUCAGAGAUGUGUUUGUGUUGAUUUGGUUUUUUAAUUUGUUUUUAUAAUUGAGUUCGAGUGGGGUGGUGAAGACUGAAUGCUGAUUUUCUUUCCUGUUGGCUUGAUUCAAUGAAGACCUGUGCUUGAAUGAAGAGUGUAGCUUAAACCCAGGCUCUGGAAAGGCUGCAUCCGGAAGCGAACAAGCACAGCUGAUUGUGCAGGUGGAACUACCAUGGGAACAAAGUCCUCCAGACACUGAUUUUGUUGUGCAACGUGGGGCUUCACAGCCUGGUCAGAGCAAUCUCCUGCUCUGGGAAACCUUCGAUGUGUAACUGAUAUUUAAUGCUUUUUCUUUUGGAAAUCGGAAUCACUGUCACGCCGAUGAGGAGACUGGAAACCCCUGAGGUCGAGCUCGUGAGUUCAGGGGUUGCUUGAUCAGCCCUGGGCAGCUCAUGGGCAGCCCCUGGUCAGCCCCUGGUCACGGUACAGCCUGUGAGGAGCAAACUGGGCCCUUGCCAGGGCUGCCAUCUCUCCUGGGAGGCUCCAGUUCUGCGUGUGCUCACGUGCCCCUGGGGCUGGGAGAGGGGGCAGAUGGUUUUCAGAAUUUAUUUAAUAAAGUAGCUUCCUCCAAUCCAUUUUACUGAUGUUGUACAGAAAAAAGAAAACAAAAAACCUCCAUGGACAAAUGACUUCAGCUGCACCGAGUUUUUGACUCCUGCUAUUUCAUGAAAUAGAAUUAUGGAGAUAAAUUUAAGUUCUGCUCGCACAGGAAUCAGAGGGAAUUUUCAUCUGGGACACAGCUUCCUGUGGGAUUUGGUCAGAUAGCAGAGCUGGGCUGGUAACACUGCACAAUGUGGAUGUUGGAUGAUUUUCUGUCUAGUUUUGUGUUUCCCCAAUCAGGGAAGAACUGAGCUGUUCCCUCGGGCUUCCAGCUGAACUCUGGGCUCCCAAACCUGGCACUUCCCAUGGGCAUUGCUGGCCCCUGAGGACUGGGAUGCUGCUGAGGCUGGGAGGAAUUGUCUUGACUUGGUGUGUAGGAAAAACAACCCUCUCCAAAACUGGAACUGCUUCCUCAGCACAGGCUUUAUUUUGGGGGAGUUCUGGCUCUUUGGUGCCUUAAAUUUAUUGCACCUUGAAAGUAGAAAAAAAUCUCCUUAAAUCAGCACUGGGUUUUGGGCUAGCUUGUAUUUGGUGGGACAAAGAUGGAGCACAGCCCAUCCCAGUGCCCAGGCAGCUGCUGGGGAGGGGGGUUCUCCUUGGGCUCCAGUGAUUUCUGCUCCUGGAUUCUGAGAGGGGAAUAGAAACAGACCAAACCCUGUGUGGCAGCUGAGAAAAAAACCCUUAUAUUGUCCACCAUGGGUUUAGGUCUUAAGAGUUAAAGUGUUGCUGGGCCACAGCCCCUGAGGGGGAUGUUCUGUGCUGGUGGUCACUGGCUCUGUCCUUCCCACGGGGUGUGCUCCUGGGGAUGGAGAGGGCAGGUCCUGGCUCUCAGCUCCUCCUGCCUGGUGCCCAAGAGCUGAUCUGUGUUGUCUCUUCUUCCAGAGAUAGUGUUGAGUCCAAACCUGGGACCCUUCCAGGGAUCCAGGGGCAGCCACAGCUGCUCUGGGCACCCUGCCCACCCUGCCAGGGCACAAUUCCUUCCCAAUAUCCCAUCCAUCCCUGCCCUCUGGCAGAGGGAAGCCAUUCCCUGUCCCUCCAGGCUCUUUCCAGCUCUCCUGGAGCCCCUGGUUGGUCACAGUGAAGUUUGACAGCUGCCUUUCCUCAUAACCAUCAUCCACCUGCCCCAAGGCUUUUCCAGAACUGGGAGCAGCUUUCCACUGGAAGUGGGAGGUCCCGAAGCUCUGGGAACACCUUUAAGCUCCUUAAAUAGAGUUGGCCUAGUGUCACCUCCUGGCCCAUCAAGGAUCUGCAGCUGGGAGUCAGAGUUGGUUUGAUCUUGGCUCCAGUGAGGCCCCUGAACUCUUGUCCUCCCAGAGCAUCCAUGCCUACUUCAGAUAGAGCUGGAAAGUCCCUAGGGAAGGCAUGCUUUCAGAAACCAGCCUUGGCUCCUCCUGAUGUUGCCCUUCUCUACCUCUGAGCUGUGUCAAAGCAGUGGCUGAGGUGACAGAGGCUGCUCUUGGUGGGACAAGGACAGGACAGAGGAAAUGACCUCAGGCUGUGCCAGGGCAGGCUCAGGUUGGAUAUUGGCAACAAUUCCUGCCUGGAAAGGACUGUCCAUCCCUGGCACAGCUGCCCAGGGCAGGGGUGGAGCCCCCAUCCCUGGAGGGAUUUAAAAGCUCUGUGAAUGUGGCACUUGGGGACACGGGACACUGGUGGCCUUGGCAGUGGUGGGGAUGGUUUCACUUGAUGGGCUCAGAGGCUUUUCCAACCCCAAUGAUUCCAUGCUGACAAUGGGAGCUAUGCUGACCUCUUUGCCUGUGGAAAAGACUCUGGCCCAUCCAGGUGUGCUCAGACCUGGCUGGAGAAGUCCCUAGGCUGGUCUCCAGGGAAGUGGCUGGGCCAUCCCUGCCCCAGGAGCAGAAAUUCUUGGGGUGAUUUGCCCCAGCCCACAGCACCCCAGGAGCCUGUUUGGUCAGAGCUGGUUGAGACCUCGAAGUCUGCCCCCAUCCCUCCCUGCCAGCAGAGACAGGACUCUGCUCCUGUCCCUUGGGCUGAAGGGGACACUGAUGCUGGCAGUGGCCCACAUGGAAGUGCUGUGGUCCCAUGGGCCCCAAUGGCUUUCCCAGAGUCCAGAGUCUGGGGGUUCAGGUACUGCAGUGGGUGUGAAUUCCAGUCUGUUCAAUGCUACUGCUGAAAUAUUUAUUGUGUUUAAGCCAAACAGAAAAUGAAUAAAGUUCAGAAAAUAAUAAAAUUUUCCACACCUUU
This is a messenger RNA of Oenanthe melanoleuca, 5207 nucleotides long. It is a transcript of the gene SELENOI, whose product is annotated as selenoprotein I. The record is from RefSeq and is a predicted model, not a curated record. Gene Ontology annotation, molecular function: ethanolaminephosphotransferase activity. Lineage: Eukaryota; Metazoa; Chordata; Aves; Passeriformes; Muscicapidae. Gene Ontology annotation, cellular component: Golgi apparatus; endoplasmic reticulum membrane. The transcript has 10 exons. Gene Ontology annotation, biological process: phosphatidylethanolamine biosynthetic process.